Lepisosteus oculatus (spotted gar) is the source of this 1498-nucleotide messenger RNA. The record is from RefSeq and is a predicted model, not a curated record. Lineage: Eukaryota; Metazoa; Chordata; Actinopteri; Semionotiformes; Lepisosteidae.
GGGCGGCUGCUGCUAACGCUGUUCUCUCACUCUCACUCCCUCCCUCUUCUCUGUCGCUGGCUCAGUGGUUAAUCAGAGACUCAGUUCCUUGCUGCUCCUAUCAGUGUGAGAGGAUGUUUAAUUCCUGCCGCUGUCCUGGAGAGCUCACAGACUCCCUCCAGCAUUGGCAGGACAGUGACCACGUGGCAGUUUUCCACAGGGGGCGCUAUUUCCGGCUGUGGUUGUACCAGGCAGGACGCCUCCUCUCUCCGCGGGAAAUCCAGAGCCAGAUACAGAAGAUCCUAGAUGACCCCUCGCCCCCCCAGCCUGGUGAGGAGAAACUGGGGGCCCUGACUGCUGGAGACAGGUACUCGAGAGUGAGCUGGGCUUGUCUCUUCCCUCUCCCUGUCCAGUACGUCUUGGCCACGGACUGCUUCCAGCUGGGCUACAGCGAGGAAGGCUUCUGCAAGGGGGAGGUGGACCCGACGCUACCCGCGCCCCAGCGGCUGUCCUGGGACAUCCCGGCCGAGUGUCGGGAGGUGAUCGGCCAGUCCCUGGCCCUGGCCCAGGCUCUGGCGGAAGACGUGGAUUUCCAUGUUCUCCCGUUCCGGACGUUCGGAAAGGGCCGGAUCAAGAAGUGUCGAAUCAGCCCCGACGCCUUCAUCCAGCUGGCCCUGCAGCUGGCUCACUACAGGGACAAGGGCAAGUUCUGCCUGACCUACGAGGCCUCCAUGACCCGCCUGUUCAAGGAGGGCCGGACGGAGACGGUGCGGUCCUGCACCACAGAGAGCUCUGCCUUCGUCACGGCGCUGGAGCAGGGGGAGGUCCCUCCUCUCUCUCCACCCUCUCUCUCUCCUCUCCUCUCUCUCCCCUCCCUCUCUCUCUCUCAGGAUGCCCAUCGGUUCGGGGGUCACAUCAGCCAGGCGCUCCUGGACAUCCUGUCUCUGCUGACCGCGGAGGAGCCCAGCCGCAAGGCCAAGAAGGAGCUGUAGAGGGCCGACCCCCGUCCCCCCCGUCCCCCCCUGUCCCCUCGGGCCUGCUCCCAGCGCACAGCGGCCUGAUCCGCUCCAGGUUUUCCGGACUCCCGACCCCCAUCCCUCUGCUGCUCGUGGUAAAACCUGGAGCGGACCGGGUGGCCCGGGAACCUGCUCCGCCGCCUUGGCGUCGGCCUCCGCAUCGGACCGGGGCUCCCCGCGCGCGCGUGCGGUCACUGCCCCCCGAUUCGCCGAGGCCCCGCCAUGUCCGGCGACGACCGCCACGGCGGGUCGCGGUCAUGUGACUGUGCGGCGGGGAGUUUCGGGGCUCGACUCCGGGGGGACGGCAAGAGUCGAGGGGAGCCCGAGCCUCAUCCCGGGAAGUCCGGUCAACUCGUGGGACGGCCAGUCCAGCUGUCCGCACUCUGGAACUACAGGCCUGCUGUCCUCUGAAGAGCCGGCAGGGCCACAGGAGAGCAGGAACACAAGACCACAGACUGGACCGGCGAUCUCUGGACUGUAGGGGUACAGUGUGACCCAGACUG